Molecule: messenger RNA, 1089 nt
Organism: Ophidiomyces ophidiicola
Lineage: Eukaryota; Fungi; Ascomycota; Eurotiomycetes; Onygenales; Onygenaceae
Exons: 2
Coding region: 1-1089 (362 amino acids)
Biological process (GO): mRNA processing
Cellular component (GO): THO complex part of transcription export complex
Source: RefSeq, a predicted model, not a curated record
AUGGACGUGUAUCACCUCCUUGACCAAGCAGAAGAAGACUCCCUGCAUAAGUCGCGUCUCUUAAAUGUCGAAGAAAAGCCUUUCAAAAGAAUCACAAAACGCCUCCUUACUCCAGCUUCCAUAGUGUCUACGCCUUCCUCAAUUUUUCCAACGCCCCCGCCUGACUCCGCACUUGGGGAUGAAGGUACUCUAGCACAACAUGAAGCAAGCAGACAGAAACUUUUAGAAGAGUGGAGGCAGUAUAAGGAGGACGUUACUUUGGACUUUGCGGCAUUUGAGAGCAGCAUAGCCAGAAUCCAAUUUCUAUUAUCAAGUAAUGCGAAGGAGCGCGAACGAUAUGCUGCCGAAAAGCUAAGAAUACUGGCCACCGCGCAGGAGGUGAAGGAAAAUACGGCAAAUUUGAGGAGACAAUUGGAAGAAGCGCAGAAGACUCUAGCACUUCGCAAGACAUAUGACGAACUCGCCGAGAAGAUUACCGCUAACAGGCUGCUUCGACCCCGGGAGGAUCAGCUGGCAAACCUCGAAAAACUAAAUACCGAGAUUGCCAAGCUGGAGACGGAAAGUGGAGAAUAUGCGCAGACCUGGGCGGAACGUCGAGAGCAGUUUGGCAGAAUAGUUGAAGAGGGAAUGAAUUUACGACGUUUGAUUCGGGAUGAAAAGGAAGAGGUGGAGAGGCGUGAAGGUAUGGAGGACGGUGAAGAGGGGUAUGAGGGAGAUACUAUCUCUAAGGGGAGAUUAAGCACCGUUGGCACUCCGCAACCUGAUCAAGAUAGUAUGACUCCGUCUCAGGCGAUGGAGGAUACUGCCUCGACCUCCGGAAAGAUGCCAGUCGAAAAGUUAAAAGCUGCAGUGACCCCGGGUAGUACCCCCUUACGGCAUGCAGUUGCCGUCUCAGAAUCAAAUACCGAUACAAGAGAUAUGGAGGAUGAAAGCAUGGGUGACGAAGGAGAAGUAACAGGGGAUGAAGCGGGAGCUGGUCUGACGACCACUACAGGCACUGAUGGCCUUGUUUCAUCUUUAAGACCAUCAGAUGAGCUGGAGGAAGGAGAGGAAGUAAAUGAUGAAAAGGAUACCAUGGAUACCACAUAA